CUGUGUUCUGCUGUGUUCGAGUGUGUUAACCUGUCUCUUAAAAGGAAAGCAGCCUAAAUCUCUCUAUCUCUCUUCCACAGUGGACCCUCACUCCUCAAAGCUCACUCUUGUGUGCCAAUUACAGCUGACUUUUCAGUUCUUGGUUUUGAUCUGCAUUGGUUAAUAUCGGUCUUCGUGACGUAGAGCAACAUUCCAUGCUCGAGAAUACGAUUUGAUUUGUAUAAUCUUUAUAGUGUGUAGUAUUUCUGUCAUUUGAUCUCUAAUUAAAGUCCAUCCAACAAUACAUUACAGUACUUAAAGAAAACAGACAAUGUCUACAAACACAGCUGUAUUCAGAAUUUGGAGAAAAAGUAAUCCUAUGAUUACAUAUCUAUGGAAAUCGCAUGAGAUUUUUCAAACCCAAAGAACAAUUUGCGUUUCUGCAAAAAACGGAUAUCAUUUUAGUGAUGUCACUCAAGCGGAAAAUAAAAUAGCAGUAAAUCAGAAAACAGACUGGAAUAAAACAAUGUCAGAGGCAGAAAAGAUUGUUGGAUAUCCGACGUCUUUCUUAAGUUUAAGGUGGCUGUUGAGCGAUGAGAUUGCAAAUGUUGCAUUACACUUAAGAAAGCUGGUUGGCACAACUCAUCCCUUACUAAAGACAGCCAAGAACUUGUUUAUUUAUAAUGGACGUAAUGCACAAGCAUUUGGUCUUAUUGUGUUGUUAAUCUCUAAAGCUGCUGGCCAUUUAAAUGCAAAACCAAUAGAAGAAGAUAAAGCUGCAGGUGUAUUACACAGCCAAAGAGUAUUGGCCGAAGUUACACAAAUGAUAUGCACUAGCAACUUGGUACACAAAGGUUUGGAAAAUAUAAAUACAAAUGAAUCUUUAGAAUCAUUGGAGUUGAACACCAUGUCUUUUGGCAAUAAAAUAGCAUUGUUGUGUGGUGAUUACUUGCUUGGCAAUAGCUGUAUUGAAUUGGCGGCUCUUAGAAAUCAGGAUCUUGUAAUCUUGAUAUCAAGUGCAGUAAGAGAUUUAUGUCAAGCAGAAUUUGUAGCGCGCAGAGACAGUCAAAAUUUUCCCAUACCGUCAAUACCACCUAAAGAUUCUACAGGCUACGCACUGAAAGAAUGGACGCUCUUAAAUGUUUAUGGUGGUGGAUCAUUACUCGGUAAAAGUUGUCAAGGUACAUUAAAGCUAGCAGGACAUAAUGAGGAAAUACAGGAGGAAGGUUACAAAUUUGGCAAGCAUCUAGCUUUAGCUUGGCAGGCUUCCUUAGACUUAGGUUUAUGCCUUAGCAAUGAUAAAGAAAUCAUAUAUAAUUUAUGUGCUGCGCCAAUUAUGUUCCAUGUUGAACAUGAUCCAUCGAUUUUGAUCGAACUUGAUAAAGGUUUAGAAUCAGUUGAAAACAUUGAUUAUUUAAAGUUGCUUGACAUCGUCACAGCUGGUCCAGGCAUUGGAUUAACCAAAGAGCUUGUGAAGGAACAUUCGCAAAAAGCAAUGAAAAUCUUGAAUGUUUUUAAAGAAAGUGAUGCUAAAAAAGCAUUGUCUAAUAUUAUUGUUAGUGCAAAAACAUAG
This is a messenger RNA of Linepithema humile (Argentine ant), 1552 nucleotides long. It is a transcript of the gene Pdss2, whose product is annotated as Decaprenyl diphosphate synthase subunit 2. The record is from RefSeq and is a predicted model, not a curated record. Gene Ontology annotation, cellular component: transferase complex; mitochondrion. Lineage: Eukaryota; Metazoa; Arthropoda; Insecta; Hymenoptera; Formicidae. Gene Ontology annotation, molecular function: prenyltransferase activity. Gene Ontology annotation, biological process: ubiquinone biosynthetic process; isoprenoid biosynthetic process.